AUGUCGAGAGCCGGUGCGAUUCUUCUGGUCUUCCUGGUGUGCGGCGCAGUUGUGGAGGCCGACGUGGUGAAGCCGUAUCCGAUCAACUUCACUAUUCCCGUCCGCAACGUGGUGACCAACGUCAAUGCUACGAAGAUGGCCGAUUACAUCGAGAAGAAGAUCAAGGUAAGCAGGGGGAAAGGGUUUUGAGAGAUUAAAUUUUGACUUUUUCUUGGAUGUUGUAGUAGGUAAGGGGGGACCAAGGGGAAAUUUUUCUGAUCCCCCAAAUUUGGGCUUUGGAUUUUGCUUAAAAUUGGGAUGAUUUUAAAACAUGGAAUUUUUUAUGGUAAAAGUUCCUUAUUUUGGCCACAACAAAGGUACUCCGCGAACUACCAAGCUUGGGCACUAAAGUUAGGAAAAAACGCUUCGACCUAGCUGGCUCUGAACUACUUUAAUAGCUCUGUACAGAGCUCUGUAGUUUUAAGGGUACCCACGAAGGCUGUGACGACUCAUUUAGUUCCAUACGGAGGCAAUAAGUUUAGUUCCGGACAUGUUUCAUCGUAUAAAGUGUAAAAUCACAGGCUGCAGCCGCUUUUGAAGGGUAAGGUGCUACGUAAAAACGAAGGUACCUCACUAACUAAAUCCACUGUCCGGGCAUUGACAACGAUGAAUUGAGCGUGCACGCUAAAUUUGGGCUAAUUCCGACCAGUUUCCGCAAAGUUAUACUAUAUGUUGUGGCCAAAAUAAGGAACUUUUACCUUUUCUACAAUAAAAGUUCUGAAGAUUGGCCAACACUCCAAGAAUUCAAAAGCUUUGGGAAAAUGAAAAGGGUGCGACCUGCGAAGGACAUUUUAUACAAUGAAAAAUCGGCUAGGCUCGGCUUAGUUUAGGCUUACAAAGGAGGUACCCCAAGUGCGACGCUCAGAUUUUGAUGAAACUUGGCACAAAUUUAGAAUGAUUUUUUCUAAGAUAUAUGCGAGAAUCCUAGCUCGCGCUUUGCAGAAACAACCGAGAUUCUUAGAUCGAAAGUUGGCCAAAAUUUGCCACUUUUUGCCGAAUUUCGGCACGAAAAGUUUCAUGCCUAUUUCAACCGUAAGCAGUAAUGUUUCUACAAAAAAUCAAAUUUUUCCGCAAGAAAAUGCCAAAGUUAUGGCCAAAAUGCGCUUUUCUCUCUGACCGCUCUCCGCGUUUAGAGUGCUCUCUCGGCGGCAAAAAUCGUUCAAUAUCUCGGCUGAACUUGCAAAGUGGAAGCUAAAAAUUUCAGCAAUAUCAAUGUGUUCUGUAGACACUUGAACCAGAAAAUUUUUAAAGACUCAGAGAAAAUCUGAUCGUCGCACUUGGGGUACUUCCCUUGUUAGCCUAAGCUUGGAUUAGAGCUUAGGCUUCAAUUUAUCAUGCUCAAAAUGCAAAAUCUUCUAUUUUCUGGGCGCAGCUUGCAUUGCUUUUUGAUUUUUUUUUUGUUUUUUUCGGAAAUCUUCAGACCUUUUUCCACAAUUUUCAAAAAAAAAUCUCCAGAAUUAACCUUGUUUUUAUUUCACCAAAGUUUCUUUCAGGCCGAAAUAGACUUCUACAACAAAGCCAUUGAUGAGGCCGUCGCCGAAUUGAACCAACAUCAUCGCGGAGAUAAGAAACUGUACCUCAAGUACAAGCUGGUCCUCAAUGAACGCGUCUAA
Bursaphelenchus xylophilus (pine wood nematode) is the source of this 1652-nucleotide messenger RNA. Lineage: Eukaryota; Metazoa; Nematoda; Chromadorea; Rhabditida; Aphelenchoididae. The record is from the annotation of a GenBank genome assembly.